Messenger RNA from Gastrolobium bilobum, 1311 nucleotides. Its product is annotated as protein CUP-SHAPED COTYLEDON 1-like. Gene Ontology annotation, biological process: regulation of DNA-templated transcription. Lineage: Eukaryota; Viridiplantae; Streptophyta; Magnoliopsida; Fabales; Fabaceae. The coding region runs from base 1 to 1311 and encodes 436 amino acids. The record is from RefSeq and is a predicted model, not a curated record. The transcript has 4 exons. Gene Ontology annotation, molecular function: DNA binding.
AUGCAAGAAAAUGCACUCAAUAAUAUACCACCUGGUUACAAGUUCUAUCCUGAUGAUGUUGAAUUGAUCGAGUUUUAUUUGAAGCCAAAAAUUGCUGGUCAUAUCAUAAAUCCUGGCCGGAUUCAUCAUGUUGACAUUUACAUGCAUUCUCCUCAAGAACUAAAUGAUACAUAUAAAUACAAAGGAGAGGAACAUACAUACUAUUUUACUCCAAGAAGCAAGAAAUACCCUAAUGGAAAACGUCCUAAUCGCGCUACUGGAGACUUUGGUUUUUGGAAAGCUACUGGAAAAGAGAAUCCAAUAAUAAGCAAUAACACUGUAAUUGGAAAUAGACGGACUUUGGUUUUUUACCAAAAAAAACCUACAGAUGCAGUGAAAGAAGCAGUGAAAACCAAUUGGAUUAUGCAAGAGUUCACAAUUAACAAAGACAAGAAUCUUGCAAGUUCAAGUACAACUCCUCCUUGUAAGUUACUGAAUAAUGUUUCAUUUAUUGUUCACCUACCAGUUCUCUAUGAUUCUCAGAUGCUGUUGGAUGAUUGGGUUCUAUGUAAGAUUUACCAGACUAAGCAUGAGAAGGAAAGACAAACAAAUGUUGUUGCCACUCCAGAAUGUCAACCCGAUCAACUUUUUCAGGCUCAACAGAUGCAAACUCGCAUGUCCACGAAUGUGGUUGCUACUCGACAGUUUGAACCCAACCAAGCUGCUCCAGCUAUACAACCUCACUUGUCCACCGAUCUAGUUCCCACUUUAGAGUGUCAUGCCAAUCAAAAUUCCCAAGCUCAUUAUAUGCAAAAUUCCUUUUCCUCUUCAUUCACUUGUCCAGGUAGUAGCAUGCCCCAAAAUUCAUUUAUUCCUCCUCAUUCUUCACUUCCAUUACAAUCACUUGAUGAUUCGUUGGAGCUAGUUGAGACUCAUGUGGUUGCCACUCCACAAUGUCAACCAAAUCAACCUUCUAAGUCUCAGUUUAUAGAAAAUCCCCAAAACUCAUUUAUUCCUUCCUAUUGUUCACUUCCUCCUCCUAUGCGAUCAGGGGAUUUCUAUGGUUCUUGUGAGCAAAAGGACUUUAAUGAUGUUGAUACCUAUGUGGCUGCCACAAAUGUGGUUGUUACUCCACCGUUUCAAGGCAAUUUUUAUUCUCAGGUUCAAAAUAUGCAAAUGUCCUUUUCUCCUUCUUCCCCUUCCUUAGGUAGUUGUAUAUUCCAAAACUCGGUUAUUCCUCCUGAUUCUCAAUUUCCUGUGCAAACAUCGGAUAAUGAGUACUAUAAUGCGUAUGAGUGCAUAAGCUUCGAUGAUACUGAUGCACAUUUUUGA